This is a messenger RNA of Phaeodactylum tricornutum CCAP 1055/1, 786 nucleotides long. RefSeq lists its product with no specific name. The transcript has a single exon. The record is from RefSeq and is a predicted model, not a curated record. The coding region runs from base 1 to 786 and encodes 261 amino acids. NCBI's taxonomy places the organism in Eukaryota, Bacillariophyta, Bacillariophyceae, Surirellales, Neidiaceae.
AUGGCAAUCUCUCCCGACUCUUCCAACAAGACGAACUUCCCGUGUACAGGAGUUGCCACUGCCGUCGAUGGUUCCGGGAUCUCCAUGGGAAUCGGUUCCUCAAACACGCAUGACGUCUACAGUUGGGGAACGUCCAACGCAUCGGGGAAACUCUGUCGUCGGGACCCUCUGGAUCAUCCCACACCCCGCCACGUCCCCGCAAAGGCGCAUUACGACGGUCCGUCAGUACCGCGACGUGUCUACGUGGGUGGGACGGAAGAAUCAGGACACGCCGCUCUACUCACCAUGCACGGUGAACUCUGGAUGUGCGGAUGCGAUCGUUGGCAACAACUUGGACUCGGCAGUCCACACGGUGGAGCCAGUGGCUACACCUGGACACAGAUAUGGCAUACACAAUUUCAACGUAACCACUUUGUUAGUAACCACGUAACGAUACGGGAUGUGGCCCUGGGCGGGGAUCAUACCCUCGUGCUGGCCAACGACAAGGACGGUACCGUCUAUUCCUUCGGGAAGGGGGCCGAAGGACAGUUGGGACUACGCACCAAACCAUUUGUGCACGCCCCAACGCCAUCCCCAAAACUCUCCCAUCCCCACAAUGCUGCCGUGUGUGCCAUAAGGGAUUGCUCUCUGACGUUGGAUCCAGAAGGAAGGGUACAACAAAUGGCGGGCAAAUGCCGUAACUUCGAGCAAGCCUUGGCUGCCUGUCGACAACGAGCACGGACCCACGGACUGCUCCAAGAAAGCGACAAAUCUGCCUCGGGUGAAGACACUGCGCCAUCCGCUUGA